Messenger RNA from Budorcas taxicolor (takin), 1855 nucleotides. RefSeq names its product charged multivesicular body protein 4A (gene CHMP4A). Lineage: Eukaryota; Metazoa; Chordata; Mammalia; Artiodactyla; Bovidae. The record is from RefSeq and is a predicted model, not a curated record. The transcript is spliced from 6 exons. Gene Ontology annotation, cellular component: cytoplasmic side of plasma membrane; multivesicular body; ESCRT III complex. Gene Ontology annotation, biological process: vesicle budding from membrane; late endosome to vacuole transport via multivesicular body sorting pathway. The coding region runs from base 72 to 740 and encodes 222 amino acids.
GGCACCUUCCCUGAGCAAGGCGGAAGCGCCCGGGAUACCGUGGGGCGGAGGCGGGAGAGGCGAGGGUCGCGAUGAGUGGGCUUGGCCGGCUGUUCGGGAGGGGAAAGAAGGAGAAGGGGCCAACCCCUGAAGAGGCAAUACAGAAACUGAAGGAGACGGAGAAGAUAUUGAUCAAGAAACAGGAAUUUCUGGAGCAGAAGAUUGAACAGGAGCUACAAACCGCCAAGAAGCAUGGGACCAAGAACAAGAGAGCUGCCCUACAGGCUUUGCGGAGGAAGAAAAGGUUGGAACAGCAGCUGGCACAAACCGACGGGACAUUAUCCACCCUGGAGUUUCAGCGUGAGGCCAUUGAGAAUGCCACCACCAAUGCAGAAGUGCUUCGUACCAUGGAGCUUGCUGCCCAAGGCUUGAAGAAGGCCUACCAGGACAUGGACAUUGACAAGGUGGAUGAACUGAUGGCUGACAUCACAGAACAACAGGAGGUGGCCCAGCAGAUCUCAGAUGCCAUUUCUCGGCCUGUGGGCUUUGGAGAUGACGUGGAUGAGGAUGAGCUGUUGGAGGAGCUAGAGGAGCUGGAGCAGGAGGAAUUGGCCCGAGAGUUGUUACACGUGGGUGACGAGGAGGAGGAGCCCCCGGUCGCACUGCCCAGUGUACCUGCUACACAUCCGCCUGCAGAGCCAGCUCCCAAAGCGGAUGAAGAUGAAGCGGCACUAAAGCAGUUGGCUGAGUGGGUGUCCUGAUGAGUCUGGGCUUGUCAGCCUGACGUUGCCUUUGUUGCUUUCUUUUCCUUAAGUGCCAAAUGCUGAGCUAAAGGAAACAAGGCCUUGUUGGUAGGUCCUGCUGAGGGUGGUGGUGUGACCCUGCCUGAGAAAAGGGUCUGUGGCCCUCCCUUCCCUGGCUCAACUAUGAAGAAGGAUUGGUAUGGGAAGAGCCACUGGGCUCCCAUGGACAGCAUUACAGUGCCCUCAUUCCCAAUAAAACUGGGCGGAUGGAACCCUAGUGCUUAUGCUGCCUUGUCUACGCUGAAACUCAUCUGGUUCUUGGAGCUUUGUUUCAAGAAAUGAGUGACAGUGAGAGUGAGAACAAGUGGAGCUUCCAGUACCUUAACCUGGUGUGCUCCGGGCACGUAUUGUUCCAUCUCUCUAGCUGGUUUGUCCUAGGGUUGCCUAGUGCUGAGGGUAAGGAAACUGCCAUCUAGUAUUAUCCCAGAAUCAUGUAGAGCCGCCCCUAAGUCUUCCCUCAUCCCUUUUCACCCAAUUGUGCCACUGCAAAGAGAGCCGCAUGAUUUUACUACCCAUAUUCCUUUUACUAAGCCCGUUCACAGAUAGGAGAAAUACAUAGAUAACGGAGCAAAUAGGUUUGCUUUCUCCAGAACACACAGUGAAUAGGCUUGGUUUGAAACUGUUACUUCCACGUGUAGGAACAAUGAUGAGGGAUCGUAACUACCGGGACUGUUUCAGUGGUAGUUAAGGUGGCAUUUGAAGGAGGAAGGAACCAAAAUAUUGCCCACCUCCUGAUACUGGUUUCUAAAAGAAUGAACAACGCUGUCCCUUUGGACUAUAGACAAACAGAGCCACCAGGGUAGAGCAAGUUCUGCCCCACUACUUGAACAUUUGGAGGCCUGGAGAUACACAGCAGCGAGCAUGUCCUCAGCCAGAAUAGUGAAGCAGCUCCAAAGCAGGUGUUCCUCCCAUCACACCCAGCCCACCUUCAGAGCCACAGAAGAGCUAAUUGUAAAUUACAAUCUAGACUUAACUGGUGUCAAAAUGACUGGUUACAGGCUCUGGGCGGAAAUCCACCUCUCACCCUCAGUACUGGUCCCUGCUAAGGGUCCCCUGAGGAAAGAAUGUGACUA